Messenger RNA from Protomyces lactucae-debilis, 2433 nucleotides. RefSeq names its product ATP-dependent RNA helicase CHL1. Gene Ontology annotation, molecular function: DNA helicase activity; DNA binding; hydrolase activity, acting on acid anhydrides, in phosphorus-containing anhydrides. Gene Ontology annotation, biological process: nucleobase-containing compound metabolic process; establishment of sister chromatid cohesion. The coding region runs from base 1 to 2433 and encodes 810 amino acids. Lineage: Eukaryota; Fungi; Ascomycota; Taphrinomycetes; Taphrinales; Protomycetaceae. The record is from RefSeq and is a predicted model, not a curated record. Gene Ontology annotation, cellular component: nucleus. The transcript has 4 exons.
AUGUCGAAGCACGAUUUCCGACAUCCUUACACGCCCUAUGCGAUACAGCUUGACUUUAUGCAAGAGCUAUAUGAGACGCUAGAUGCUGGUAAAAUCGGGAUCUUCGAGUCACCUACCGGCACGGGCAAAUCGCUGAGUCUGAUUUGUGGUUCUUUAGCCUGGCUACGUGAUCAAUCCGUUGUGCUGCCCUUGACGGAAGCACAAGGAAAUGAACCGGCUUGGAUACUGGAGCAAGAGCGAGAAAAUGCUAUAAAGGCGUAUGAAGAGAGGCAAAAGGAGAUGAACCAAAAGCUGUCACGAAUACGUCAAAAGGAGCGGGCCGCUAGGAAAGGAGCCUCACAGCGCAACAAACGACAAAAAAUGGCUGCAAAGAGUGAAUCACUGGCAGAGGAAGACUUCCUAGUACCAGACUACGACUCUGAUGACAGCAAAAUCUCGAGUGUCGCAAAGCCAGUUUUCUCUGCAGAGGUUGAAAAGCUACUUGAGCAGAUGGGACACCCUUCUGUAGCCCAAGAGGGUGACAAAGAAGACGAUUACCCGGUUGCACGAAAAAUCUUCUUCGCAAGUCGCACACAUUCACAAUUGUCGCAAUUUACCCACGAAUUACAACGCGUCCAUCUAGAUGGCGACGACUCUGUCAAGCAUAUAUCCCUGGGAUCACGCAAGAACUUGUGCAUUCAUCCAAAAAUCUCUAAACUCUCCCCAGAGAAUUUGAACGAAGCAUGCCUCGAGUUGCAGGAUGGAAAAACUGCUCAAGACCAGAAGUGCAAAUUUCUUCCGCUAACAGAGAGCCUCAAGCAAGAUUUCCGAGACAGGGCUUUAGCAACUAUUCAAGACAUCGAGGAUCUCGCCCAACUCGGCAAAGAGUUGCAAGUUUGUCCUUACUACUCCAGCAGACUGGCUAUCGCUCCCAGUGAAGUCGUCACUAUGCCGUACCCAUUGCUCUUGAAUAAGACGGCUCGAGAAUCACUUGGCGUUGAUUUGACGGAUCAGGUUGUCAUAAUUGACGAGGCUCACAAUCUGGUGGAUGCGGUUGCCAGCAUCUCUUCUGCUAGCAUCAGUCUCGCACAGCUCGAACGGGUCGAGGUGGCAUUAAACAUAUACUUGACCAAGUUUGCAAGACGACUGAAUGGUAAGAACAAGAUGUACAUUCAGCAAUUGGUCAUGCUGUCUCGAGGCAUUGCCAAGGCACUCACAUCUUGCAAGAACAAGAGAGACGGUCAGCUCACCCCAGCAGACCUCUUGACUGGGUCGUCUGAUACAAUUAAUAUAUCCAAGAUCUCUGCCUACUUGACGUCUUCCAAGCUCGCACGCAAAGUGGACGGCUAUUCUCAGUCAAUCAUAUCAGAUGAGAACAAGGUCAUCAAGACGACCCCAGUUCUGACGCUUCUUCAAGGGUUUCUGGAGUGUCUGGCGAAUCCAUCCUCUGAGGGACGCUUCUUCUUCGAGACGAGUCAAGGCAGUGUGGUCGCUAAGUAUAUGCUCCUCGAUCCAUCACAUGUCUUUGCAGCAGUUGUCGAAGAGGCCCACAGCGUUAUCCUGGCUGGUGGCACCAUGGAGCCCAUGGACGACUACAUCAAUCUCCUCUUUCCAUCGCUUCGUCCGCGUGUCAGUAAGUUCUCUUGCGGGCACAUCAUACCAAAGGAAAACCUGUCUGCCAUGGUGCUCUCGUCGGGCUCGGCAGGCCAGUCGUUUGAAUUUAACUUUGAGCGCAGAAGCAAUCAAGCCAUGCUCGAAGACCUUGGUCGAAGCAUUCGGAAUUUGCUUGGCAUCAUUCCAGAUGGGGUAGUUGUCUUUUUUGCAAGUUAUGCCUAUCUAGAGCAUGUCUUGGAUGUCUGGAGGCGACCAGAACUAGGCAUCUAUGAACAAAUCAGCGCCAAGAAGCCAAUCUUCCUUGAGCCCCGAGACGGCUCCGUGGACGAGAUGCUUCGAAAUUACACUCUAUCGAUAGAGUCCAACAAAGGUGGCGUUCUCUUUGCUGUUGUCGGAGGUAAGAUGAGUGAGGGGAUCAACUUUAGCGAUCGGAUGGGUAGAGCCGUCAUCAUGGUCGGAUUGCCUUUCCCCAAUCCGAAUACUGCAGAGUGGAAGGCCAAGUUGGCAUACAUGAGUCAGGCGGCGACCGACAGGCAUCUGCUAGAGAACACAAACUCGACUCGCGAUGAAGCGCAACGCGUGGGUAAAGAGGCCGGGCGAGAAUUCUAUGAAAAUGCCUGCAUGCGUGCAGUCAACCAAUCAAUUGGCAGAGCCAUUCGCCACAAGGGAGACUAUGCGGCCAUUAUUUUGCUGGACAAAAGGUAUGGUCAGGAGCGAAUCCAGAAGAAGCUGCCGAACUGGAUCAAGACUGGACUUCGAACAGAACCUCUCUCAUUCUCCCAGUGUGUCUUGCAGUCUGCAAGCUUCUUCAAAAAGCCGGCGCAAAGCAGCAUCGGCUAG